GGGGGAGGAAGAAAAUCCAGAGAAUUCUCGUCUGGCAAAAUACAGUGAAACCAAGCGGUCGGAGUUCAUUUGCUCUAGAAGAGCAGAGAGAAGAGAGAGGACGUUAAAUGAAAAGGAGCAAGAACAAUCUUUAGCUUUUUUUUCUCAUAGUAGCAGUAUUUUAGAGGUAAAAUGAUUCCUCCGAACAGCACGACUGAAAUCAGCGUGGAGAGUGUGGAGAAAGAGAAUGAAGUGGAGAGCACAGAGCAGCCCCCCUCUCCAGCAUCAACUACCAGCCAGGAAUCAAAGCUUCAGAAACUGAAACGAUCCCUCUCCUUCAAGACGAAAAGCUUGCGGAGUAAAAGUGCAGACAAUUUCUUCCAGAGGACUAAUAGUGAUGUCAAACUGCAAGUAGACUUGAUGCCUGAGGUGAGCACAAGCACUGGGCAGCUCCCCAACUCAGAGAGCCAGGCAUCUUCACCCACCAGAUCCCAACAGCUGCCAGAAAACAAGACUCACAUCUUCCAGGAGCACAUCUUCAAAAAACCAACCUUCUGUGACAUCUGCAACCAUAUGAUUGUUGGGACAAACGCUAAGCAUGGACUGCGCUGUAAAGCUUGUAAAAUGAGCAUCCACCACAAGUGUGCAGACAGUAUCGGACAGCAGCGUUGCAUGGGCAAGCUGCCAAAGGGAUUUCGACGGUACUACAGCUCACCACUACUCAUUCAUGAACAGUUUGGCUGCAUCAAAGAAGUGAUGCCUAUUGCCUGUGGAAAUAAGGUUGAUCCUGUAUAUGAAGCUCUCCGCUUUGGGACUUCUUUAGCACAGAAAACCAAAAAAGGAAGUUCUGGAAGUGGGUCUGACUCUCCCAACAGAAACUCUACAGCUGACUUGUUGGAAGUUCCGGAGGAAGGCAAUAGCUCUGCAGGCACACUUAACAUAUGCAGAAAACGCAGCAACAGUGUGUUUACAUACUCUGAAAAUGGCACAGAACACUUUGGAGAAGAACCAAAAAGUAUACAUUGCCCGGGACCAUUUUAUAAAAGCAUGUUACAAAUGAACACCUAUGUUGCCUUGUACAAAUUUGUACCACAAGAAAAUGAAGACUUGGAGAUGAGGCCAGGGGAUAUGGUAACACUUCUGGAAGACUCUAAUGAAGACUGGUGGAAGGGAAGAAUUGAUGACAGAACUGGAUAUUUUCCUGCUAACUUUGUUCAGAGAGUGCAACAGAAUGAGAAGAUUUACAGAUGUAUCAGGACAUUCAUUGGCUGCAAGGAACAGGGACAGAUAACUCUAAAAGAGAACCAGGUGGGUUCACUAGGCACAAGCCAUGACUCAAAACUUCCACUAAGGGACAGGUUUGUGGCAUCAGCUCAUCUAAAUAGGAUGAUGACAUGCUAAGGGUGAUGCACAGCUUGAGUUCUCUGAAACCUGGAUGCAAUAAAAAGAUCUGUGUGACUUCUGAAAAGGAACAUGAUGGCUUUAUCAAGGUAUACAGCGGGAAGAAGAAAGGCUUUGUCCCCAUA
Messenger RNA from Ficedula albicollis (Collared flycatcher), 1505 nucleotides. It is a transcript of the gene STAC, whose product is annotated as SH3 and cysteine rich domain. The record is from RefSeq and is a predicted model, not a curated record. Bases 172 to 1380 code for a protein of 402 amino acids. Gene Ontology annotation, biological process: positive regulation of protein localization to plasma membrane; positive regulation of voltage-gated calcium channel activity; skeletal muscle contraction. The transcript is spliced from 12 exons. Lineage: Eukaryota; Metazoa; Chordata; Aves; Passeriformes; Muscicapidae. Gene Ontology annotation, cellular component: extrinsic component of cytoplasmic side of plasma membrane. Gene Ontology annotation, molecular function: transmembrane transporter binding.